UCCCGGGUAAUUACCGUCGUUCACAGUUUAAGUCCGUUUACAGCUGCUAAGCCUCCCCGGUAAGCGCAUUACCGGAGCAGCGCGGCGCAAACACGAGCGCUCGCGCAGUACACGAUGAGCGCGUGCAGAUCGCGAGAACCUCCCGUAGAGGUGCGAGACUCCAACCCAGAUUACAUCAGCAUGAAUAACAGAUUACAGCAGGCGUUAUCAGAGCGAUCAGCGAGAUAUGAAGUGACCCGUCACUGCAAUUCAUAAAGCCUGUCAUCGGUUACGGAGAUAGACGGCGAGCGCUGCCAAAUUGCGUCACUCUCACUUCAUGCCAAACGGCACCGUUGCUGUCACAGAUGUCAAAAAGAGAGUGGUGGUAAUACAGUACUCAAAGAGCUGAAAAUGAUGGACACACAGCGUGCUUUGCUGGCAGUGGAGCGGCUGCAGCAGAGGCUGAAGAAGAGGGGAGAACUGCCUGCUGAGGAAAAACUCAGUCUGCUCAAGAGUGUCUUACAGAGUCCCCUGUUUCACCAGAUACUCAACAUGCAAGAGACUGGACAACAGCAUGAGCUACAACAGGUUUUCCCCAGAACGCCUCCUUCUCAGUCUAUGAGUGAUGAAGCAGAUGGUGUGAGCACAUCCCACCCCGCAUGCAAUCUGAGGCACAGAGACUCCUACCUCUCGGCCCAGCGCCGCAAUGACCGAUGUCGAUUCUUCAAUCAUGUGACUUUUGCCCCUUUCAUCACAGAGGACAUUUCAGUGCUGCAGUGCAUGGCCCAGGGUCGGACUGUGCUUAGUUUUGACCUGGAGAAGGGUGAAAGUGCUUUAGGCAUCAGCAUUAUUGGUCUGGAGACUGAAAGCAGUGGAGGUCAUGGUAUCUUCAUACAGAAGAUUCAGCCGGACUCUGUAGCAUGCAGUGAUGGACGUCUACAUGAGGGUGAUCAGAUUCUAGCAGUGAAUGGCAAGCUGUUUGAAUCCUCUGUAACUCAGGAACAAGCUGUCCAGGUCCUUCAGGAACGUGCUUCUGUGGUAACCCUAAUUAUAGCCAGAGAACCAACCCCAUCAUUCAGCUCCCCACAGAUGAGCCACACUCUUCCCAAAAAUCUCUCCGGCCUUUAUCGUCAAUUUAGUCCCCGACAAAUUCAUCAUAUAGAGUUGCAGAAUGACGGAUCGGGUCUAGGCUUUGGUAUCAUUGGAGGGAGGACUACUGGCACCAUGGUUAAAACCAUCCUACCUAAUGGUGUAGCUGGAAAGGAUGGGAGAUUGCAUAGUGGCGAUCUUCUCCUCAGAAUUGGUGAUGUGGAUGUGUCCGCCAUGGGCAGUGAUGAAGUUGCACGUGAGCUCCGUCUUGCUGGUUCCCGUGUGAGACUCAUCAUUGCCAGGGAAACCACUGAUGGUGACCUCUUACCUACCAUCGCCCAGCAACAGGACACUCAAAAGAAACAGGAUUUAGUAGAGAAAAAGGAAAAAGAGUUCAGUGUCAGAUUCAGUAACAACAAAAAUGGUUUGGGCGUCAACAUCUCCAAAUCUCUGAAUAACCUGGACAAAGAGUCCAGUGGAUUUGGAGUAAAGAGCAUACUGAAAGAAAAUGCAGUGGAUCCGGAUGGACAAAUUCACAUUGGAGAUGGCAUCAUUGCUAAAGCUAGGGAGGAGAUCCUGCUCACUGGCCAUCAAGUAGAGAUCUCUAUUCGGAGAAAGGGCUCACCAUCUGGAACACAAACAACCCGUACAAUGUCCACAAUCUCUCAGAGACCCUUAACCCCUCUGGGUCUCCUUCCCCCUCCACUGCCACCAUGUCGACCAGAGCCAAAGCCAGUUCUGCCCCCAGGGAAAGUUUUCUAUACUGAACGCCGGGACCUCAACUUCAACAGAGAGUGCAUUCAGUCAACGCAAACCUGUGAUUUAGAGACCAAGUUGGAGAAUAGAAACCAGUCCUCAUUUUGCAAACUGUCUGAUGAAGAGCAGGAAAUAUUGAUGGAGAAGUGGCAAAGCAACCUGGGUCCUCAAUAUGAAGUCGUGGUGGCCCAGGUACAGAAGUUCACUGAGAGCAGCGGUCUUGGUGUGAGUUUGGAGACUAAGGAAGGUCAUCACUAUAUCUGCACCAUACUGCCAGAGGGUCCGAUUGGACAGACGGGAAUCAUACGACCUGGAGACGAACUGCUAGAGGUGAACAGGUUCUCUCUGAUUGGUGAGACACAUAAGGAAGUUGUGAGCUUGCUGAGGGAACUUCCUGUGAAUGUUUGUGUGGUUUGCAGUCGUCUCAUCCUACCCACAGUCGGAGAGGAAGAUGAUGAUGAUGAUGGUGACGAUGUACAACUCACACUCAAGGAGCUGCUAGCAGAAUUUAAUGAAAAGGCUGAGCAAAAGUCAUUUGGGGGUCUCUUUGCACGCAGAGCGGAUGAAUGGAUGACAGAGGCUCCUGUGCUAUCCCAUCAGGCCAUGUGGGAGAACGAGAUUCAAGUCUAUGAGCUGCAGAAAGGCGAUUCUGGCCUGGGAUUCAGUAUACUAGACUACCAGGACCCCAUGAACCCAGGGCGUACUGUGAUAGUGAUCCGCUCUCUUGUAGAAGGCGGCUUGGCAGAGAGAGAUGGCCGCUUGUUGCCAGGAGACCGGUUGAUGUUCGUGAACGGGACUGACUUGAGCCACGCGAGUCUGGCUCAGGCCGUUCAUGUCCUGAAGAGCACUGCUUUGGGCACCGUACGAAUCGGAGUCACCAAACCCUUACCGGAAAAUGACACUCAGGACACAGGAGCUGAUGUAACAGGCAACUUCCAUUUAGAACAUUACAACCAGCACGCCACUUUGCAGACAAAUUCCCACUCUCAGAACAGCAAGAUGGAGGCUGAUGCUAAACACGUCUCCAUCCCCUCAAGUGGCUAUGAGAGAACCAUAACUAUAGUCAGGGGAAACUCCAGUCUGGGAAUGACAGUGAGUGCCUUAAGGGAUGGUUCAGGCAUGAUAAUCCGCUCUGUGGUUCAUGGCGGGUCGAUCUGUAAAGACGGGAGACUGGCAGUGGGGGAUGGAAUUGUUGCCAUCAAUGGAGAAUCCACCACCAACCUGACCAAUGCACAAUCCAGAGCGAUGCUACGCAGACAUUCGCUGAUCGGACCUGAUCUCAGUGUGACUUAUGUGCCUGCUGCCUUCCUGGACAUGCACAGAGCCAGCUAUGCCCCAUCAAAAGAGGAAAUAGAAAUACACAGAACAGCUACUGUCCAACCCAAGCACUCACAAAAGCUGCCUUUUAAACCCCUAGAAUGCAUUUCUGAACAACAAAGUACAGUGGAUGGUAAAGGAGUGAAUGGAAAGACUCAAACUGAAGAAGAGAAUGAAGGAAUAGAUAGCCACAAUCAAAUUAAACAAAGAGAAAGCAAUGAAAGACUGGAAAGAGACAAAAAGGUGAUGAAUGAAAGAUCGGUCUUGCAGAGUGAGAACGGACAAAGACGAGGGAGAGAAAAAGACAGACGAAAAGAUGAAGAAGAGAUGCAUGGGAAAGAGCGUAGUUCAUGGAGUCAGCCUAGAAGAGUAACAUUAUUCAGGGCUGGGGGCACGUGUCUUGGCUUCAGUGUGGUGGGGGGUCGUGGUAUGGGCAGUCGACUGAGCAAUGGAGAAAUGAGACGGGGCAUCUUUGUAAAACACAUCGCAGAGGACAGUCCAGCUGCACGCAACAGCACUUUGAAAGAAGGAGACCGAAUUCUUCAGGUUCAAGGUGUGGAUGUGAGUGAUUUUACUCAUGAAGAAGCCGUGGAGGCGAUCCGUAGAGCAGGAGACAAAGUAGAACUACUAGUGCAGAGUCCUCAGUUUUCAGCUCUUGACAACUGCUCUGAAGAUGACAAUGUGUCAAAAUCAAAUUCUCCAAAUAAUCAGGAACCCGAGAUUCCGAAUAAUCUCUCCCCAACCUACCCCUUCAGUCCCAUCCCCUUUAAGCGUACAGAAGACUGGAAGUUGGGGAAGCCUCCACAUUUAGCUCCCCCCCUCUUGAAACUGCCCUCUAGGCAAGUCGACACAGAAACAGAUGGAGUGCAGAGGGUUCCAGAGAGACCACCCCUGCCAGAAGAGCCUUCACAUCAUCACAGCGAGCAGCAGCAUGCCUCUUAUUGGAGCCGCAUGCAGCAGAGGUAUGGCAGUCUGCCUGGAGAGCUGCACAUGUUUGAUCUGGACUGUGGCUCACACAGCUCUGGACUGGGAUUGUGUUUGUCAGGAAACAGAGAUGGAGCUCGUGGUAGAAUGAGUGUGCACGUGUCAGAGAUCAAACCAGACGGGGCCGCUGCGGCAGAUGGUCGGGUCAGAGUGGGAGAUGAACUACUGGAGAUAAAUGGACAAGUGCUGUAUGGACGCAGCCACCAGAAUGCAACAGCAAUCAUCAACAAUGCUCCAGCUAAAGUCAGGAUUCUGCUCACAAGGAAUAAAGCUUCACAGAAACAAAUGACUACAGGACCAGUAAAGGAGAUGGACAGCUGUCCUGUUGUAUCUCCUGCCAUGCAUAUUAAUAGCAUCAGAGAAGGUCAACAUUUAGCUUUGUCACAGGAUGGAAGGAUCAGUAGAGAAGAUAAACUGAAGUCUCGCUCCUCAGAGAGCCUCAACAUUGGUCUUCCUGCUCCAAUCAAUGCCACAUCCAAUCAUAAGCCCUCCUGUCAUCCUGCCAGUCACAUGUCCCCCAGCCACUGUACUCCUCCGUCAUCUGUCAUUUCAUCAGCUGAUGAGAGCAUUCACUGCGGCUCCACGGCCAAUCAGAGCACUUGCAUGGGGCCUCACAGCUCUUCUUACUUUACCCAAUGUUCUGUGAGCUCUGACCCCCUAACAUGUCCCAUCAUACCUGGCUGUGUAAAUACCAUUGAUAUCUGCAAGGGAACCACAGGGCUCGGCCUCAGCAUAGUAGGAGGCUGCAAUACAGUACUGGGAGCAAUAGUGAUUCAUGAAGUGAAUAAGGAUGGUGCGGCACACAGAGAUGGUCGGUUGUGGGCAGGAGAUCAUAUACUAGAGGUGAACGGCAUUGAUCUGAGAAUGGCCACUCACGAGGAGGCCUUGAGCGUCCUGCGCUUGAGUCCGCAGCGUGUGCAAUUGUGUAUCUACAGAGACCUUGUGACAGAGAACCACUCCACACACCCCCUCCAGAACCACACGCCUGAAGACAUGUGGGACCUCUUCAGUGUGGAACUGAACCUCAAAACAGGACAGGGACUGGGGCUUCGCAUUGUGGGGAAAAGGAAUGACACUGGAAUCUUUGUGUCUGAGAUAACAAGGGGAGGGGCUGCAGACUUGGAUGGAAGACUGUUGCUAGGUGACCAGAUUUUGUCUGUGAAUGGAGAGGACAUCCGAGCUGCGUCACAGGACUAUGCAAGCGCACUACUGCAGAGCUGUAGUGGGCCUGUGCUGUUGGAGGUGGCACGUUUUAAAGCUUCAUCACACUACUCAUAUGGAGAUCAGGUGGACAAGUUGGAUGUCCCUCUCCUCUCCUCUCUCAGCACAGAUGAUUCUGUGGAUGGAAACGUGGACAUCAGAACUGUCACGGUUCAGAAGCAUGAAUUUGAGUCUGUGGAGUUGAGAUCGAGAGGCACACAGGGAGAUUCAGUGAUUUAUAUCUCCAACCUGGACCCGACCACACCUGCAGCACAUGCAGGACUUCUGCAGCUGGGUGCUAGGGUCAUCAGCAUUAACGGUACAUCAACUGAACGCCUCUCAGUUACUGAGGCAAGUACUCUCCUGAGAAACAGCAGUGGAGCCAUCACACUGCAGCUGAUGCCAAGUGGAUGUGCAGAUGGAGCUAGUAAAGAUCGGUCAUCUUUAAUUCACUCCUCACCUGGACUCUCAGAGAAUUACAAUACCCACAACCACCAGAGUUCUCCCCAGUUCCAGACUAUCACUCUUGAACGUGGCUCUACUGGGCUUGGCUUCAGUAUUGUAGGAGGAUUUGGCAGUUCCCAUGGCGACUUGCCCAUCUAUGUCAAGAACAUAUUUCCCAAGGGAGCUGCGGUGGAGGACGGGCAUCUGCGUCGCGGUGAUCAGCUACUGACAGUAAAUGGACAGAGUCUGGAGGGUGUCACUCAUUCUGAAGCUGUCGAGCUCCUUAGACAAACCAGCGGGACAGUUACACUACAAGUACUCUCAAAACAACAACCAACAUGCUGAUAAUGUCACUGUCCUGUCGCGAUGUUUUGCAUAGACCUCAAGGAGCUAAUGUAUUACUGAUUGUUAGACUGGAGAUUCUACAAGCUGCAUUUCUCCAAAAAAAAAAAUUAAACAAAAUGUAGUCUUUUCUAAUUGCAAAAAUAUCUCAGACAACGUGUGUAAAGUGGGAGAAGCCAAUAGAGACUAGUGCUAAACCAGUGGUUCUCAACCAGGGGGUCUACAGGAUGAUUUUUAUUAAAUUAUUUAAAUAUGAAUGAUUAAUAUUAAUAUAUUAAAUCUGACUAAUCUAUUAAAA
Molecule: messenger RNA, 6409 nt
Organism: Onychostoma macrolepis
Lineage: Eukaryota; Metazoa; Chordata; Actinopteri; Cypriniformes; Cyprinidae
Product: multiple PDZ domain protein
Exons: 43
Coding region: 391-6114 (1907 amino acids)
Molecular function (GO): protein binding
Source: RefSeq, a predicted model, not a curated record